Molecule: messenger RNA, 822 nt
Organism: Acytostelium subglobosum LB1
Lineage: Eukaryota; Evosea; Eumycetozoa; Acytosteliales; Acytosteliaceae
Exons: 4
Source: RefSeq, a predicted model, not a curated record
AUGUACAAUACGAUAUACUAUGUACUUGGUGGCAUGUUUGCUCUCAUUGGAUUCCUGGCAUUGUAUCAAUUCAUACAGGCCGUGCGAUUCUCGAGGUCCAACACCAAGCAAGUGUUCACAGCCACGAUCGUACUUGUGAUGUUUGCUCGAGGUGCAUUCUUCUUGAUCACUCCAUCCAUAGUCAGUGGGAGUCUACAGAACUUCCCUUUGAACGUCUUACUCCUGUGGGAUCACAUGAUUGAUAUGCUAUUCUUCUUGGCAUACUUCAUGUUCUUCUUAUCAUGGACAGACUUCUAUUAUCAGGCAUCAGUUGGAUCAGAGUCCAACUUCUUCAAGAAUAGGAUAGUAGUGAUUGUUUUAUCAUCAUUCUAUGUUGGAAGUGUGAUUGCCAUCACUGGAUGUUUCCUAAUGUCAAACAAUCCAGAUACAGUCAAGACUGUAGAAUUGGUAACAGCAUGCUUCAUCACAUCAUUAUACUUUAUGACUGCAGGAUUGUUUGCAGUGUAUGGACUAAAGAUAAACAGACUAAUGAAUGACUGUCGACUACUUAUCAAAAAUGUACAAUCUACCAAAGUCAAGGCCAUCACAUGGAUAUGUUCUCUAUGUUUCCUUCUAAGGGCAUGUCUAAUUGUAUAUAGUAUAAUACUAUUGAAUAAUGAACCAGAGUCAAAGACAUUCAAUCUGGCAUGGUAUUGGGUAUUGAUAUUCUUUGUUGUUCUAGAGAUAUUACCAACAUGUGCAAUGUUAUACUAUCUUAGCAAAGGACAACAGAAUAGUAGUAGUCGUACAGAGUCAACAUACAUGGCAAUCCAACAAGAGGAA